AUGCUUACGUUGUAUGCCAUGUAUUUACUGAGUAUUGCAAUUUGUAGAAAAUGCAUAAGGUGUCUCCGACUCGUUGCAAGUUUAUCUCAGCAAUUAUCUAUAACAUCACAUCAAUCUAUGAUAGGAACGUUAAAGUUUUAUCCAGAAUACGAAAUAUCUAGGAGUCACGGAAAAGGACCCAUUGAUUGGGCAAUUAAAGUAGAAGACAUCAUAAUUACUAUUACUGAAGCAAAACGAGAAGACAUAGAUCAGGACAUUGCACAAAAUGCUAUUCAACUUAAGUUAUCCUUGCAGCGCAACUACAAAAAACGAAAUAUGACGAGGCCAUCUAUGAAGAAUUUGACCAUCGCAUCUGAUGAGUUGGGCCUACUUUGCAUGGUAAAUUACCUUCAAAGGUACCUUAAUGAUAAACAACUCGAUUGGAUUAAACAAAAUUUGGUUAAAGAUUUCAUUCCACAUAUACCUUCGGAUGAAUAUUUUACUAAAGUUCGUCCAUUAAAACAAAUAUCAAAACAAUCGACGGUUGAUCAGUUAGAAAAGUUUUAUUUAAUGAGAAAUCUUGCCCUACCCUCUAACGAAAAACCCGAUGUAGAAAUGGGCAUAGAUCGAAAAAUCAUUGCCUCACAAUGUAACGAUAAAGGACCAAACGUUAAUCUUGUAGAGAAGGGAUCGAUGACAUCCUUAGCAGGAUUAUGCUGUUAUUGUGACGUUAUGGUAUUGUAUUGGUCGGAUCUACGUACAACAUCAUCUCCUUCACAAGAGGGAGCGUAUAAACCUUAUGAAAGAAGACUAGACUACUUGGAGACCAAAGUCGCCCUAUCCGAAGACAUGGGGACCAAGUCAGCCUAUAGACAUCGUCUACUUCACGAGAACACUGAGGAACUGAUAGAUGCAAAGAAAGGAAGAAAGACGGAAGUGGAUGAAAGAUUUUCUAGUAAUCUAGCAAUAAUAUUGGCAAGAUAUCAAGAAGUGGUAGCAAUAAGAUUGAAACUUUUUACCGAUAAAAUCGUAUCUAAAGAUGCUCCCAUAACGUUGGAUACGGCAUUUGAAAGAAGUGAUGUGGGGGAUUUAUUCGAAACUGUAAUGAAAUACUGUUCUACUAAAUUUGCUAAAAUUAAGGAUGUAAAUGAAGUACGUGGAUAUAGAAUGUCUGGGAUUUGUAGCAGGUAUUAUAAAACAGUCAAAGAUCAUCCCACAAUUUCUAAGACAUCUCAAAAAGAGGCUCGUCAACCCAUUUUUUCAUGGGUGAAUAUUAUUCAAAAGUUUGUUCAUGUUGUUCAUGUUACCAGAGAGUAUGAAAAAUUCAAGAAAAGGUGUUUGGAUGAUCAUGUUACAUUUGAAAAAUUAAAAUUAAUGGUACAGAUGGUUACGACAAUCCGCAUUUGGACAACGAAAAAUUUGAACAAAGAUUAUAUUUACAUGCAGAAAUGA
This is a messenger RNA of Funneliformis mosseae, 1431 nucleotides long. The record is from the annotation of a GenBank genome assembly. NCBI's taxonomy places the organism in Eukaryota, Fungi, Glomeromycota, Glomeromycetes, Glomerales, Glomeraceae.